CAUACAAUAAUGAAGUAGAUAACAUAAUAAUAGUAAUAGUUGACGCAUACAUUGAAAAAAGAAAAGGAAAAAGGUACAAGUAUAAGAUGGUAAUUAGGAUUCCGGAGACAACAAUAAGUUCUUCUGAUGGUCGACGAUCCAUUCCGUUGAUCGGUAUGGGCUCCGCAACGCCAACUAGAAACAGUGAAGAGGUGAAGGCCGCGCUUAUUGAAGCCAUCAAAAUUGGUUAUCGCCACUUUGACACGGCCGCAAUCUACAAAACCGAGAAGCCUGUCGGGGAAGCCGUCGCUGAAGCUUUGCAACUCGGUUUGAUCAAGUCACGGGAUGAGGUUUUUAUUACGACCAAGCUAUGGUGUAACUCUACCCAGCGCCAUCUUGUAUUACCAGCCAUGAAGCAGAGUCUUUGUAAUUUGGGACUCGAGUAUGUAGAUCUGUAUUUAAUACAUUGGCCACUAACGCUUAAACAAGAAGAGUUCAAAAUCCCGAUUCCAACAGAGGGCAUAGCUCCCAUCAAUAUCAAAGAGGUGUGGGAAGAAAUGGAGAAGUGUCAAAAUCUUGGACUCACCAAGUCUAUAGGUGUUAGCAAUUUUUCUCCUAGAAGAAUAGAGGAAAUCCUAUCCUUCGCUAAAAUUCCCCCUGCUGUCAAUCAGGUUGAACUGAAUCCAUUAUGGCAACAAAAAAAACUUAUCGAGUUUUGUAAAAAGAAUGACAUCCUUGUAACCGGAUACGCUCCUUUGGGUGGGCCCGGCACUCGAUGGGGACACAAUCGUGUGAUGGAAUGUGAUAUUCUUCAGGAUAUUUCGAAAUCGAGAAAGAAGACAAUAGCUCAGAUUACUUUAAGAUGGAUAUUUGAGCAAGGUGUGAGUGUAGUGGUGAAAAGUUAUAACAUAGAGAGGAUGAAGCAGAACAUUGAUAUAUUUGACUGGUCAUUGACGGAAGAUGAGUUGUACAAAAUCAGCCAAAUCCCUCAACAAAAGCAAAUUUAUUUAAUUGGGACUAUGGUGAUUGAGCCUAACGAUGUAAUGGCUGAGAUUGAUGCUGAUCUUUCAUUUCAAUGACAUGUAAAUCUUAUCAUGGAUUAUAUAUGUUAUCUGUUUUAUCAAUGCGGUGGUAUUAUAUCAUAAAGGAACGCGUGUAACAUAUAUUUGAUUAUUUGAAGGAAGAUUUCAUUGGUUACCUAUAAA
Messenger RNA from Erigeron canadensis, 1184 nucleotides. Its product is annotated as D-galacturonate reductase-like. The transcript is spliced from 4 exons. Gene Ontology annotation, cellular component: cytosol. Bases 87 to 1058 code for a protein of 323 amino acids. Gene Ontology annotation, molecular function: aldose reductase (NADPH) activity. Lineage: Eukaryota; Viridiplantae; Streptophyta; Magnoliopsida; Asterales; Asteraceae. The record is from RefSeq and is a predicted model, not a curated record.